CCCAAUAAGGUUAGAGUCCAAUCAGGUUAAAAGUCCCACACAUUUCUCAGGGUAAAAUGGUCAAUUAGACAUGUAUCGGGUUUAGGGUUUGCACUUGCAGCGUUCCGGUUUCACUCCACACUUCGCCUAACCAUUUGUGAACGAAGAAGAACAAAGGAACAAGUUUUUCCAGUAAAGGCGCAGCAGCAACCAUGGCCAGCACGAAAGUCCAGAGGAUUAUGACCCAACCCAUUAACCUGAUUUUCAGGUUUCUCCAAAGCAAAGCACGCAUUCAGAUUUGGCUGUUUGAGCAGAAAGAUCUGAGAAUCGAAGGCCGAAUCAUUGGAUUUGAUGAGUACAUGAAUUUGGUUUUGGAUGAUGCUGAAGAAGUCAGUGUAAAGAAGAAGACCAGGAAGUCACUGGGGAGGAUACUCUUGAAGGGAGACAAUAUUACUCUGAUGAUGAAUACGGGAAAAUGAUAAUUGAGUUGAUUGAUGGUGGCUUGUGAUUUUACGAAGUUGCUCUUUCUUCCUUUGUGGUCAAUCUUCUUCCUCGAAUUCACUCUAGGCAAUCAAUCAAGCAGAAUAUUGUAUUUCACUGCUAAGCUUUCAGUACACCGUCUGCUGUAACAAUGAAUCUGGAGACUGACUAUCGAUGUACUGCUAUUUUUAUGAUAUUCUGUUUGCAAAAUUUAUCCCCAUUUUAUAAUUACAGAAGACCCUUUUCCAUGGUUUCCCCAAACUUAAGAUUUCACUGGUUAUUCCAAUGGGAAAAUGAUUACUCUUCA
Mangifera indica (mango) is the source of this 766-nucleotide messenger RNA. RefSeq names its product small nuclear ribonucleoprotein E-like. Bases 192 to 458 code for a protein of 88 amino acids. Gene Ontology annotation, cellular component: precatalytic spliceosome; U1 snRNP; U5 snRNP. The record is from RefSeq and is a predicted model, not a curated record. Gene Ontology annotation, biological process: mRNA splicing, via spliceosome; spliceosomal snRNP assembly. The transcript has 6 exons. Lineage: Eukaryota; Viridiplantae; Streptophyta; Magnoliopsida; Sapindales; Anacardiaceae. Gene Ontology annotation, molecular function: RNA binding.